GACAGCCUGCUCGGUUACAAGGCAGACUGGCAAUUCCACCUCUAAUUCCACAGCAUCCUUUGUUUAACCUGCUGUGCAUGGUCCUAACUGCACUUCAAGCAUUUUGAGGACUACAGUACACUAAGAACUCAGAAGAUCCCCAAACCAUACAUGAGUGGCACAAGCUCCAGCUCUGAAACAGAUAAGAAAGUAUGUGAUUGCUGUAAAAUCACACAACUGAUGCUGAGAGCCUGGUUGACAAGAAAGCAAGAUCUCUUUCCUAGAAGGUCAUUUCCGGGAGACAUUGAGAAGGAGCUGUGAAGACUGAAGACAAAAGGGGCAAACAGCAACAGCAUGAGGCAGGAAGGGCACCAUCCCAACACCACACUCAUGAGCACCAACUUUGCUGCCAUCUAUAGCCACCACGAGGGAGACUUCACCUCUUAUCCAAACUUCAACUUCAACUUCCCCUUCAACUUCAGCUACGGCGACUAUGAUCUACCCUUGGAUGAUGAGGACGAUGUGACCAAGACUCGCACUUUCUUUGCUGCCAGGAUUGUCAUUGGUGUGGCAUUGGUUGGCAUCAUGUUGGUCUGCGGCAUUGGCAACUUUAUCUUCAUUGCUGCUUUGGCCCGCUACAAGAAGCUGCGCAAUCUCACCAACCUGCUCAUUGCCAACCUGGCCAUCUCUGACUUCAUUGUGGCCAUUGUCUGCUGCCCCUUUGAGAUGGACUACUAUGUGGUGCGGCAGCUGUCUUGGGAACAUGGCCAUGUGCUCUGUGCCUCUGUCAACUACUUGCGCACUGUCUCCCUCUAUGUCUCUACCAAUGCACUCUUGGCCAUUGCUGUGGACAGGUAUCUUGCCAUUGUUCACCCAUUGAAGCCUCGAAUGAACUAUCAGACAGCAACAUUCCUAAUCACCUUGGUCUGGAUUGUAUCCCUGAUUAUUUCGAUACCAUCUGCAUAUUUUGCUACUGAAACUGUAUUAUUCACAGUGAAAAACCAAAAGAAAAUUUUCUGUGGCCAGAUUUGGCCUGUUGACCAGCAGAUGUAUUACAAAUCCUACUUUCUUUUCAUCUUUGGUAUUGAGUUCGUUGGACCAGUCAUCACUAUGACCUUGUGCUAUGCCAGAAUCUCCCGGGAGCUUUGGUUUAAAACUGUACCAGGUUUUCAGACGGAACAAAUCAGGAAGAGGCUUCGUUGCAGAAGAAAAACAGUUUUGGUGCUCAUGUGCAUUCUGACUGCCUACGUCCUCUGUUGGUCACCUUUCUAUGGUUUCACAAUCGUCCGUGACUUCUUCCCAACAGUGUUUGUGAAGGAGAAGCACUACCUUACAGCCUUCUAUAUAGUAGAGUGCAUUGCCAUGAGCAACAGCAUGAUUAAUACCAUGUGCUUCGUAACAGUAAAGAAUACCACCAUGAAAUAUUUCAAGAAGAUCAUGUUACUCAGGUGGAGGUCUACCUACUAUGGGAACAAGCCUAGUGUCGAUAUGGAUAUCAGAACAAGUGCAAUGCCGGUCACAGAGGAGGUGGAUUGCAUUAGAUCAAAGUGAACUAGAUACCAUGGACAUCUGACCUCGUCAGUUUAUCCUUUUUCCCUUUGUGUGAAAGCACACCUGAAGAGGUGAUGCUGAGCAGAGCAUUCUCUGAACUAGAACUCUCCAUUCUGUCAUAGACAGAAGACUGCACAUUGAAACCUCUCCACCAUGGUUUGGCUAUGCCUGAGUUUCCCUUCUGUGAAAUGAGGAUAUUUAUAUAUGGUGUUUUAGAGGUCAAAAAAGAUUUUAAGCCAGAAAAUUAUAUUUUCCCAAGAUGGGAUUCUAUCUUGUUUCUUACGAAAGUUGGUGAAAAUCCCCACUGUUUCUUAUCUCUACAGAAGCGGACUGUAUGCCAGCUCACAUAGUCGGUUGAAUAAUACAGAAGGCAGGCAACCUUCUAAGAUCAACAAGCUCCGUUAUGAAUCAGUGGACUUCAAAAAUUUGCUUUUUACUUUUUCAGAACAAGAACAAGCAACUUCUAACCCAGCCAUCAGUAUAAUCAUCAACAAUGCUUUCUAGAGCUGCCUUUCUGUCAAUUAAAAAAAUAAUAUUUCUCCUGUAAUAUUGUUCUCCAGUCUGCCCACUGUGCACCAUCCUGGUGAAAUGCUGUACCAUAUGCUUGAUAAAUGGAAAAGCUACAGUUUAAAGUAACCAGUGUGUUGAUUUGUCCAGCUUCUCAGUGGUAGAUGUAAAGCUGACUUAUUUUUACAUUUAGAAACAAGAUGGAUUUCUGUGCUUGUAAAUAAUAUGUUCAAGAUGUUCACUGAUGUCAUAUUCAUGCAAACAAGUGAUCAUUAUAGAAUUGGUGGGAUUUAGUAUUUACAGUUGGCCAAUUUAUAGGAUAUUACAGAUACCCAAGCAGAUCAAGGCCUAUUUUGUCCUAACGUUUGGUGGAUCUUCUAAAUGAAGAUGGCACUUGGUGCCUUAUAUGUGCAAAGUAUGUGCUGUGCCUCCUGGGAUAUGGUCUCUGGAUACAAUGGAUUGGAUACAAAGUCUUUCUUCCAUGACUGGAAGGAAGUCCAUACAUGCAAGGAGGUGAUUUUCACAGAUCCCUUCUUCCCUCUGCAGCUCUAUGUGCUCCCCACCAAAUCUCUCUGGAGGGUUGGGGGACACUCCAGAACUGGAUGGCAUGGGGACUGCAGCAGACAAGACAGAUCAAUGAAGAUCAUCUCUACCCCUUGCAUGAAUGGAAAUGCCUUCUGUUCAUGGAAGAAAUUCUUAGGAGAAAUAGAAAUACCAAUGUUUUACAUCUACCCAAGGUCUCUUGAAGUUCUUCUUGUGGAUGAAUAGACAUGAACAUGUAUUUUUAAUUGAAUGGGUUAUUAAUUAACAUACAUGUAGAUUAUUCUGGGAGUUGAAAAUAGAUCCCUGGAUAGAUGUUAUUCGUGAGAUGAACUUGGAAGGGGCAUCACUUAGGGGCAGGGCUGUCCUUAGGCAGGGCAACCACCCCAGGCCCUACUGUUUUAACCCCCAUUACAACUAACUAGAAGGGCCCCUCACACUGGCUGAUUUGCUCCAGGCCCUGCGCCCCACCAAGGCUCUCUAAGGACAGCCCUGCUUAGGGGUUUGUCUGUUUGCACAGGCUGUUUCUGCAAAAGGCCUAUGUUCGGUCUCUGGCAUCUCCAGUUAAAUAGGAUAUCAGGUAACCGAGUUGGGAAGCAUCUCUGCCUGAGAUCUUGGAAAGCUGUUGCCCAUCAGAAUAGCCAAUACUGGGCAAGAUGGACCAAUGAUUUUACUCAGUAUAAGGCAGAUUCAAAUGUUAUUCAAAGGACCAUUAUUUGUGAACUUAAUAGAAGGUAUAAAUUUAAAUUUGAACCCUGGUUCCUUGGAACAAAUAUCUGAAUACAAUGAUGAAAAGUAGAUAAUUGCACAGGUUUUCCUGUUGUCACUGGAACAGACUAAGACAUAAGAUGCUGUCCUGUACCAAAUUGGCCAAUAGUCCAUGGAGCCCAGAACUGACUGGCUAGCUGGCAGAGGCUUCUUCCAGCCAUGCUACUUGGCAGGUUUGUGUCAAGAGUUAGGCUAGUCAACCCAGAGGCCCAAAUUAGGGUGCCAGAUGUGUGUGGUGAAGCAAACGCAGGGCUUUGCCUGAGGCCCCCCAUCAAUUUGGUACCAACAAUGUUAUUCAAGAUCCUUUAACUGGGAAUGCCAGAAUUGCACUGGGACCUUAUACAUGAAAAUCAUGUGCUCUACAAUUGUGUUAUGGCCCCUUUUAGCAGCAUACCCUGUGGAUGCAGAACUUGGUUAUCUGCAGAAAAUAUGAAGAGUGCUCUCUUUUAAGUGCUUCUUAGAUGUAUAUCCUCCAGUCCCCAAAGAGCUCAAUAUGGAAUUACCUCACUCUGUUUUCAAAGGUUAAGCUGAGAAAUAAUGACUUGCCCAGGGCUAACAAAGGACCAGCCCCAGUUUGGAAUCUCUUCAUUGUGAUGUUUGCACACCAAAUGUACCAGUAUACAUACACCCUUUUAUACUAAAAGAUAGUAUUGGUAAAGCAGUGUAUACACAACCAUGAAACCAAACUAUUUUAUUUUAAUCAGGAAAACAUAUUGGUGCCCCAUUACUGCCCAGAAUUCUUUUUAAAAUAAAAAGUCACUGUAGAUGUACUGUAUGAAGCGGCAGUCUAAAUGUGGCAGCCUACAAUAUAUACCCUUGCAUUAAUCCAUCCUUUCUGAUAUGAAAAGGAUAAGCAAAUUCACCUGACUAUACAUCCUAUUUAAUUAUUUUUACAGCUGAGCCAAACAGGCAGCACUUUUUGCUGAAGCUUUCAUCAACUGCAACAAGCACCCCUUCCUUUCAGAAUUUGGGGGGGAUUGCAAAAAGGGGCAAAAGUAAGAGCUCAUUCAGAAUGAGGGCAGGAAGCAUAGUCCUCACUCUUGAUUGUCUUUGUGAAGUUAUUUUUGUACUUGUUUAAAAAUUGUGAUUAAAAGGGUUUGCCAAUUACACAGCAAACAUCCAAAGAAAAAGGAGAGCAAGGAGAGAAUGUUUGGGAGUACAUUUUGGCUACCCUUGAAAGAAUUACUCUUAUGCCAAAAAUGUUUGUGAGUGAAAAUUUGCUGUACAUCAAUAAUUCUAGCAUGAACCAAAACUACUUAAACCUUCAGGGGUCCUCCAAACUUUGGGUGUAUUAGACAUCAGAUUUGCCCCCCUGAAAAAAGGCCCACAAAUUAUCACUCCGGUUAUAAGAAAAAGUGGUCAGUUUUGGACCUCCACGAUCCUUAUUACUACUACAACCUUGUCCACUGCAGCCCUUCCUAUGCCAGUUUCCUCACAAUUCUCCCUCUGACCAGUUUCACUUUCUCCCAAGUAAAGGUGGACAGGAUUGCAGUUUCAAUCAGCUGUUUUAGAGUAUGCUUUGAGUAUGGCACGGACAUACAACCUACUCUGAUGAACUCUGCAUAACCUUCGAGAAUUCUUAUCAUUAGGGUGAUUUUUAUGGUUCUAUGCCCAGCUUUUAAAUAAACUAUGCUUGUUGUAACAGACUGUAAAAGUCAAUGAAGCCCAUUAAUUUCAGUCACAAUAGCCUCGCUUUGUUUGGUACGACACCUUUGUACUGUUCUGCUGCAACGUUUGUCAUUUUGUACAGCAUGUAACGGUACCUAGUUUUUUAGUUAGCGGAGCUUUUUGUACAUAGUGCUGUCUAUUUAUGAAUCUAUGUGGGAGUGAGAGCUCACAUUGCUCAAUAAAACAAUGCCAUGACCACC
Molecule: messenger RNA, 5213 nt
Organism: Hemicordylus capensis (graceful crag lizard)
Lineage: Eukaryota; Metazoa; Chordata; Lepidosauria; Squamata; Cordylidae
Gene: PROKR1
Product: prokineticin receptor 1
Exons: 3
Coding region: 334-1530 (398 amino acids)
Biological process (GO): neuropeptide signaling pathway
Cellular component (GO): membrane
Molecular function (GO): neuropeptide Y receptor activity
Source: RefSeq, a predicted model, not a curated record